Molecule: messenger RNA, 2926 nt
Organism: Rhagoletis pomonella (apple maggot)
Lineage: Eukaryota; Metazoa; Arthropoda; Insecta; Diptera; Tephritidae
Product: DNA polymerase zeta catalytic subunit-like
Exons: 6
Coding region: 90-2156 (688 amino acids)
Biological process (GO): translesion synthesis; double-strand break repair via homologous recombination
Cellular component (GO): zeta DNA polymerase complex; nucleus
Molecular function (GO): nucleotide binding; DNA binding; DNA-directed DNA polymerase activity
Source: RefSeq, a predicted model, not a curated record
UGAAUACGAAUUUCAAAGGCCCUUCUACGGCAAUCCGGACGAUAUAACACAGCUGAAGGAAGUCGGACAUAUAGUCUUGCAUAUUCCAGAUGAAAUUGUGCGGCCGCAUACUAUUGGAUGUUUGGCGUUUGAUGCGCUCAGAAAUUGCGCUCACUUCGUACAAAUUUGAAAAUAUCAUGUAUCACAUUCUACACAAGCGCUGCCCUGCACACAGUCAUCGCGCACUCACCGAAUGGUUCGAGGUGCCCUAUACGCGAUGGAUUGUCAUUGAGUACUAUGUUGAGCGUGUGCGCGGUACGCUCGCGUUGCUGGAGCAGCUGGAUCUCAUUGGCCGCACCAGUGAGAUGGCAAAGCUGAUAGGUAUACAAUUCUACGAGGUACUGUCGCGUGGCUCACAAUUUCGCGUUGAAAGUAUGAUGCUCAGGAUAGCAAAGCCUCGUAAUCUGGUACCACUGUCGCCGAGCGUACAGCAACGCGCACACAUGAGAGCCCCUGAAUAUUUGCCUCUCAUUUUAGAACCGCAGUCGCGGUUUUACUCGGAUCCAGUCAUAGUAUUGGAUUUUCAAAGUCUCUACCCGAGCAUGAUAAUCGCUUAUAAUUACUGUUUUUCCACUUGCUUAGGACGUGUGGAACAUCUAGGACACUCUCCUCCAUUCGAAUUUGGAGCGUCACAGUUGCGCGUUUCGCCAGCAUUGUUGCGCCGUUUGGUGGAAGAUGACCUCAUUUCCAUAUCGCCCUGUGGUGUGGUGUUCGUUAAAGCCUCUGUUCGCGAGGGUAUUUUGCCGCGCAUGCUCAGUGAAAUCCUGAAUACUCGUCAAAUGGUUAAGCAGUCCAUGAAGCUGGAUAGAUCGAACUCUGCGCUACAGCGUGUACUACACUCCCGUCAGCUGGGUCUCAAACUCAUGGCGAAUGUAACUUACGGAUAUACGGCGGCUAAUUUCAGUGGCCGCAUGCCGGCUGUCGAAGUGGGCGAUUCGGUUGUUGCAAAAGGCCGCGAGACGCUAGAACGCGCCAUACGAAUGGUCGAGUCGAACGAAAAGUGGCGCGUGCGGGUCGUGUACGGUGAUACUGACUCGUUGUUUGUGCAGGUGCCUGGACGAAACCGGGAGACGGCUUUCAAAAUAGGCGAGGAAAUCGCAGAGGCGGUCACCAAAGACAACCCGCAGCCGGUCAAAUUGAAGCUGGAGAAAGUGUAUCAGCCCUGUAUACUGCAGACAAAGAAACGUUAUGUUGGCUACAUGUACGAAACAGCAGAUCAAACGGAACCCGUGUACGAGGCUAAGGGCAUUGAGACAGUGCGCCGAGACGGCUGUCCGGCUGUUGCAAAGAUGCUAGAGAAGGUAUUGCGCAUCCUAUUCGAAACGACGGAUGUGAGCCAAAUCAAACAAUAUGUUUGCCGCCAAUUUAGUAAACUGCUGGCUGGACGUGCCAAUUUGCAAGACUUAAUAUUUGCGAAGGAGUUCCGCGGAUUGAAGGGUUACAAGCCGACGGCAUGCGUGCCGGCGCUGGAAUUGACGAGAAAAUGGGUACAGAGUGAUCCGCGCCGAGUGCCGCGUUGUGGUGAGCGCGUUCCAUUCGUAAUUGUCAACGGGCCACCAGGCGUGCCAUUGAUACGGCUUGUGCGCAGUCCGCAUGAAGUACUCGAGGACGAAGGCUUGAAGAUCAACGCUGUUUAUUACAUUACCAAGGCUAUUAUACCUCCUCUUAAUCGCUGCCUCCUUCUCAUUGGAGCCGAUGUGAAUGAAUGGUUCGCUAGCCUACCGCGCAAACUUCUACUCGCACCACCAGUAUCCGCAGCUAAUAAACUCAAUAGUGGUAAUUAUGUGGCUACAGCGCAUCAGCCGAAGAAAAGCACAAUUUCACAGUAUUUCUCAGUUACGAAUUGUAUAACUGACUGUGGGCGCCAGACAAAGCAGGGCAUCUGUGAGGUAUGCGUACAACAACCACAACGAACAUUUGUUACGCUGCAUGCAAAAAUGGCUAAAAUUGAACGGGGUUAUCAGCUGGUGCAGCAGAUAUGUCAAGCAUGUUGCGGGCGAGUAGGAGAGUUGAAUUGCUGUUCCCUAGACUGCCCAGUAUUGUUUGUGAGUGAGGUGAAGCGGCGAGAUCUACAGCAACUCGAACAUAUGCGCAGUCUCUUAGACGAGAGGUUUUAAUUUUUAUAUGGAAUGUCGUACAUGGAUGCGUAAAAGACAACAGGAUUUUGUUAACUGCAGGUUUGGACGCGUCACAUGUUGACCUCUUCACACUUUAUUAAAUCAAUAUCAGGUUUAAAAUUUCCAAGUAUUUUAUUAACAUUUUGUAAUAUUUAGUGCACAAAAUGUAUCGAGCCCAUGUAGCGAGCGUAGGGAACAUGCAUGUAUUGUAUUAAAAAAUGUCACAACUUGUACGUACAUAAUUAUGUACUCAUGUACGAAUGCACACCAUGAUGAUGGUAGUAUUGUUACAUUACUGUUUUUUUUUUUACAAAUUACAAAAUAAAAUUUUGCCAAUAGAUGUACAAUUAAUAAUUUGUGAUUUGUUGUUUAAUAAAUAAAGUAAGGUAAACACUGAUUUGUUUUCCCUUACAUUUAAUAAUUAAUUUUAAUAAUUUUAUGGCACUCAUGCAAAUGUGAGUGAAAGGUGCUGCAAUAAUCCAUAAAAAGCCAAUUUACAAUUUCUUUAAACGCUAAAAAUUUCAUAGCAAUUCGAACAAUAUCUCAAUCAGUGUAUAAUCAUGAUUGUUUACAAUAAAAAAUUGCAAACAAUUCUGAACAUAAAAAAAAAUCUAUUGCAUGCAAUUAUCCACAUUUAAAAUGUUGGUGCAUAUAUAUCUAUCUAAUGCAUGGGCAGCGGUUCCAAAUAUUUUGAGCAUACAAAUUACUUAAUGACGUUAUACAUUUAAGGCAAAAUUCAAUUGUAAAUAUACAUACAAAUAUUGAAAAAA